AAGGAACGGAAGCCAGCAUUUUUUUUUUUCAUUUCUUUCCUUUUUCUUCUAUCUUAUUUUUUUUUCAAGUCACUCAUUACCCCUUCCCAUUUCCUUUUUAUUUAUUUUCUUUACCUUUCUUUAUUUAUUUUUAUUAUUGAUUGAAAGGUGGCGAAAACCACAUUAUCCUCGAUUCAUAUUAUGCGGGCAUCUCGAGGCUUACAAGUCACUUCCUUGGUCGUUUUAUCACCAGUUGCUUUGAUUCUCUUUUCACUUUUGGCAAUAUUGACUUCAACUCUUUUUUCUCAACUUCAAUCUUGGUGUUUACCCAUUGUAUCACUUCAAUCUACUCGUACUUUAUCGAGAUGGGCUACAACAGCUAUGACUCUUUCAUACAACAAUUACACCAUCACGGACGAUACUUUUUUAUCACCUCCUGACGAUACCACCUCAACAAUCAACGAUAUGAAUAACAAUAUGAUCAAUUUUCGACCACCAUCUUUGAUACAAAUAUGGUUGAAACGAUGGCGUUAUUCAAAAAGAAAAUCACCUUCACUAUGGACUUGUUGUGGUAUUUCUAUUAUCAUUGGUCUUGUCUUUAUCAACAAGAUGCAUGUGCAAAAAUGUCAAUUAUAUGAAGCCUUUGUCAAAUUCAUCACUCACGCAGCAUUGAAAGCACGUCAUGGUCUUAUUCUCUGCAAUAACAAAGUAAAUUAUUGGAUGGAGUAUCUUUUUACGGAUUCAUCACAACAACAACAAUUGAAAUCAACGUCCGACAUGAUAUGGAUAAACAAUGAUGAUAUUGACAAACAAGAUGGCAAGACAAAAUAUUCACAUGUCCGACCCAAAACUUCUUCUUCUGGCUCCACAACUAUUGGACAUCGGCACUCUAUGAAAAAAUCCAAAAAACAACAUCAUCAACGUACUUCUGCAAUCAAAAAUCAAUUUAUAUUGACAACGACAACUACAACCAUUGAUCACAAUAGUAACAUUCCUGGAACUUGUACUGUGGAUACACCUACCAGUAACAUUGUCGACCCUAGUUAUGCGAAUACUGAUGAUUGGGUCAGCGUCGGUGAAAAGAAAAGGAAGGACACAAUGGAAACAUUUUUUUCACAACAACAACAACAACAACAACAACAACGACUAAAUCAGCAAGAGCAACAUUAUCAUCAUCAACAACAGGAGUUAUUACACAACACAGACAAUAGCGACAAGGUAUCCAGUGAUAACUUGGAAGAGCAAGAUAACAACUGUGGUGAUGACGAUGAUUCUGACAAGACAAUUGUGGAAGAAGAUCAUAUUCAAUUGACUGGAACAACACCUACAACGAGCGAUGAUGAAACAGAUUUGGGUUCUCCUUGCUUCUCUUCAUCAGAUGGCGUGUAUCAUCAACAUCAACAUCUUGAGCCUACUAUUCGAAACUGGUAUUCACCGUUCUCAACUGGUUUGGAUAUUGAUAUUUUACCACGACAUGAUCCACUGACCCAAUUGGACCCUAUGCAAUUGAACAAAUCCAACAUGAUGCCUUACUAUCCUGUAUACAACAAACCAGCGGCACACAGAACUUUACCUUUCCGUAGUACUCAUCGACUGCAACAUCACCAUAUUGACAACUUUUCAUUAUUACAAAAUCACCCUUUUAUAUCUCAUCCUCAUCGUAUACACGCACAUCAAUCCUUGUCCCAUAUCCCCUCCACUUCAUCUCUUGGUGUCAUUGGUCAACAUGUUCCUUCCUCUCCUCCUUCUAUCACCAAGCCUGUACAAAAUUCAAAAUCACGCCGUUUUUCUCUUUUUAUUUGACUCUUGUUCCCCCCCCCUUUUUUUGUUCGAUGUGUACAUAUACUCUUCUCUUUCAAUAAAGAUCAUUGCUAAUGCUGACCCUUUGUUUUUAUAUUUUAUUCAUCAUCUGUCUUAAAAAAAAUAAUGAUUAUCUAAAGUAUCUUUUUAUUUUUUUUAUAUGUCAUCAGAUUCUCUCCCUUUCUAUUAUAUCGUCUCAUCCAUCCUUACUCCUUCAUAGUUAAUACCAUCAUCCAUCCUAUCCCCUGCUUUUAGUUACUGUAUAUGAAUGACAUGGCUUCCACUCCUUCCAUGUGAUAUAAAACUUGUUUUACUAGUUUAUGAAAUAAACACUUU
Molecule: messenger RNA, 2115 nt
Organism: Halteromyces radiatus
Lineage: Eukaryota; Fungi; Mucoromycota; Mucoromycetes; Mucorales; Cunninghamellaceae
Exons: 2
Coding region: 181-1782 (533 amino acids)
Source: RefSeq, a predicted model, not a curated record